AUGAGAUUCUUCAAGACCGAUCAUGGAUUCUUCCAUCGAAUCAUUGUGUACUCAAGACCAGUCAAGUCCAUUGCGCAUAUCCACUGUCUGGCUAAAACCCAGAACUCAGAGAUCGCUAGACCAAGUUUUCUGGCUGCUGAUCCAAGCUCGCACCCAUGGCUCGAGUGGCUGGAUUUGAUGGGGAUGCUUGUGAAGAAAGGUUACUUCGGAGAAAGUUUGAAUCCAUUGAUGAGUUCCAAAGAAUCGAAUCAUAUUCGUACUGCUUGCCUCAAUUUUGCUCGCCAUCGUUUCACUCUUGUGAGAUACUUGUCGAAGAAAGAUAUCAAAGUGAUUGCUGGGUGUGGUUGUCCUAGCACUGACAGGAAGGUUGUGAACUCUGGAAAACGUAUAAGAGCAUAUGUCGGCAUCGAUGAAGGAAAUGUGUGUGGUUCUUGCAACUUGAGAGGGAAAUGUGAAAGGGCGUAUGCGCAAGCACGAGAAGAGGAAGGUGCUCGAACUAUAGAUGUCAUGCGUAUACUGCUAACUUACGGGCUUGAUUCCAUUUCUCCUAGUGUGGAGAACCGUGCCUGUCAAACCAAAUUUGUUGAAGAUUCUGUGAGGAAGUUGCUGAGAGAAAGCGUUGAGUAUAGCUUAAAAGAUGUUGAAUCUGCUGAGACUGAGACAGCUCGAGAUGAGCUCCAGCCAAAUUCACAGGAAAUUAAUGAGAGAGACCCGCGGAAAAGGCCAGGGGAUUGGCAUUGUACAGAAUGCAAGUUCCUAAAUUUUGCGAAAAACAUAAGAUGCUUGCAGUGUGAUGUCUUUUCUGAGGAAAGGCUGAAACAGUUGAAGGAAGAACAGAAAGAUCAUCUUCCACUAAAGAAAGGAGAUUGGAUAUGCCAAACAUGCAAUUUCCUGAACUUUGCGAAAAACACGAGAUGCUUAAGGUGCAAAGACAAGCCAUCAAUGCGUCAAAUCAACCCGGGAGAGUGGGAGUGCGAGUCGUGCAAUUACAUCAACUUUAGAAGAAACUCGAUAUGUUUGAAGUGUGAUCACAAGAGACAAAAGGCUCCAAACGUCACACUGGAUUCAAAGACUGUUGCUGAUCGUGACAGCGGAGUUUCAAAGAGUUGGAGUUUUGUAGAAGAAGAUAGUGAAAAACGAUGCAAUGUAGAAGAAGAAGAUGGAUUAAUGGGGUUUCCAGUGGUUGGAGGGAGAAGUAAUGUUUCAAGGAGUGUAGAGAAGAGAGAGCAAUGGAAGUUGGAGAUGAGAAGCAAUGGGUCUAGAGCAAAAGAUGAUGAUGAUAAGAUUAAGGAGGAGGGAACAGAGUCAAGAUGUUAUUAUGAUCGGAGAAAGAUUGAGCUUCUUGUACCCAGAAACUUUAGAUUGUUGGAAGAGCUUGAAAGAGGUGAGAAAGGAAUCGGAGAUGGUACUGUGAGCUAUGGAAUGGAUGAUGCUGAUGAUAUUUUGAUGCAAUCUUGGACUGGUACCAUUAUUGGUCCUCAUAGUACUGCCUAUGAAGGGAAAAUCUUCCAGCUUAAGCUUUUCUGUGGUAAGGAUUACCCGGAAAGUCCGCCUAAUGUGAGGUUCCAGACCCGGAUAAACAUGACUUGCGUCAACCCUGAAAAUGGAGUGGUUGAACCGAGUCACUUCCCUAUGCUUUCCAACUGGAGAAGAGAGUACACAAUGGAGGAUUUACUGAUCCAGCUAAAGAAAGAAAUGAUGUCACCACAGAACCGGAAGUUAGCUCAACCCGUGGAAGGUAAUGAGGAAGGGAGAACAGACCCAAAGGGACUAGUGGUGAAAUGUUGUGUGAUGUGA
This is a messenger RNA of Arabis nemorensis, 1797 nucleotides long. The record is from the annotation of a GenBank genome assembly. Lineage: Eukaryota; Viridiplantae; Streptophyta; Magnoliopsida; Brassicales; Brassicaceae.